Molecule: messenger RNA, 870 nt
Organism: Microdochium trichocladiopsis
Lineage: Eukaryota; Fungi; Ascomycota; Sordariomycetes; Xylariales; Microdochiaceae
Exons: 2
Coding region: 190-636 (148 amino acids)
Source: RefSeq, a predicted model, not a curated record
UCAUGCUGCCCGGCGAAGCGGCCCCCGGUGGCGGGAAUUACGAGGACAGCGGCGCCACGCGUAGCAGGCUACGCCCGUCAAUGACUCUCUCGAGGGCUUCGUCCAGGCAGGUCGCUGUCUUUGGUGAAGGUGCGGACGCGGCAAGUUCCAGCGAUCGCAGAGGACAAUCGUGGCCCAAGGCUGUCUUUAAUGCACGGUCUGGGUUGGGGCGGCGGAUCGGGCUCUGAUUACUGCAGCGGCCAACAAUGCAAUGCAAUGUUCUGCUGUGGCGCAGCCAUAUCUGCAGCUCGUCCUGCCCGGAUCCCAGGUGCGCUGUAUUGGCCGCAGCAGUUCAUGAACGACAUUGGGCAGCACCCGUUCAGAUUCGAGAUGGCGCCAUCACCACGGCCGCCGUGGAGGCUUGCGACGAGCCAGGAUGGUAUCACUGAUGGAGUUAUUUCCAAUGUCUCCGCAUGUGCUGCAACACUUAAACCUCAAGUUCUGUUCAGACAGACGAUUGCACGUCAGAAGCUGCCGGGAUGCGAUCCAGAAGACACGUCCAGAUUACCCAUGCAGGCGUCGAUGUCGUCAUGGCUGCUUGAAAGGGUUUAUACAGGUGCCCGUACAUUAACGGCAGCGGGCCCAUCGAUUACAUAAAAGAUACGAGACAAUGCAUAAACGACUACUUGGCGUGCCGGGAAACGGCUGCCAAAUAUGCCCCUCCUUAACAUUUGUAUGUGUUCAGUUAUCGCACUUGAACUGGGUCUUUGAAGUGUGAUCCCGCUAUUGACUCUAUGGUAGCGAUCGUCGAUUGAGGUUACAAUAAGGUCUUCUCUAGUAUGUGAAAUCUAGCUACACGAAUGAGAAGGCGAAGCAUAAGUAAGCGCUCAA